AUGAGCUUCACCGGGCUUGCUCCGCCGCCGUUUUUCCUUCCGACGCCCGGCCGUCCCUCAUUGCCAUGGGAGCAGUGGGAGCAGAUGUUCAACGUGUACUUGCUGGCAUCCGGAGCCGCGGCAUUCAAGCCGGAGCAACGCAAGGCUAUUCUUUUGCAUUGUUUGGGGGCGGAGGGCCAGCGUAUUUAUCAGACGCUACAUGCAGGGACGAGCGCCGCAGCACCGGCCGCGCCAAGUGCCGCAGCACGCGCCGAUGACAAGUCUGCCGUGGCCCCUCCUGACGAAUACGACUCUGCACUCGCCGCAUUACGGCUACAGUUUUCGACGUCGCGCAACGUUAUCAUCGAGCGUCAUCGAUUUCACCGCCGCAGCCAACACACAGGCGAGUCCGUUCAUGACUUUGUUGCCGCUCUACGGGAGCUAGCGUCACAUUGCUCGUUUGCCUCGCAAGAUGAUGCUUUGCGGGACCAAUUCGUUGCCGGCAUAGCUUCCCCUCGCGUACGUGAGCGGUUACUGCUCGAGGGUUCCACACUUUCAUUCGAGAAUUCUGUUCGAAUUGCACUUCAAUUUGAGCAGGCGGCUGAAGAGCUAAAGGAGCUUUCUGCUUCGGUCGAAGCAAUUUCAUUGCGGCAGCGUCGAAAACCAUCAUCGCAUUCUUCGAAAAAAAGGAAUUCACGACCGGCAGCCACCGUAGAGCAGAAUUUAACGAGGAGCGCGAGCGGCUCACGUGCGCCGCAGCGGAACCGCCCCCCUCAGCGGUACCGAGAACAGAGUAGCCGCUCCGGCUCGCCACAUUGUUUCCGAUGCGGUUCGCGGGACCACAUCGCGUCAGCGCCACAGUGCCCAGCGUUCGUCGUUGUCUUCGCGGCCGGCGCAUCGGUGGUUGGCCUUCGGGUUAACCUUCCACCCUUGGACGGAAUUUGUGAUGCCGCCUCUGCUCCGGACCCACACCUGCUGGCAACAGCUCACGUGGACCUGACAUUCGUCGUUGUCUUCGCGGCCGGCGCAUCGGUGGUUGGCCUUCGGGUUAACCUUCCACCCUUGGACGGAAUUUGUGAUGCCGCCUCUGCUCCGGACCCACACCUGCUGGCAACAGCUCACGUGGACCUGACAUUCGUCGUUGUCUUCGCGGCCGGCGCAUCGGUGGUUGGCCUUCGGGUUAACCUUCCACCCUUGGACGGAAUUUGUGAUGCCGCCUCUGCUCCGGACCCACACCUGCUGGCAACAGCUCACGUGGACCUGACAGUGCGCAUCGGGCGCCACCUGCAAUUCCGCCA
Messenger RNA from Dermacentor andersoni, 1277 nucleotides. Lineage: Eukaryota; Metazoa; Arthropoda; Arachnida; Ixodida; Ixodidae. The record is from RefSeq and is a predicted model, not a curated record.